Molecule: messenger RNA, 423 nt
Organism: Metarhizium acridum CQMa 102
Lineage: Eukaryota; Fungi; Ascomycota; Sordariomycetes; Hypocreales; Clavicipitaceae
Source: RefSeq, a predicted model, not a curated record
AUGUGUGACCGCAUUGAGCAAAAAGAUGGCCAUGCAGGAGUUUCGAUAUACCGCGCCUCGGAUCUUGCGAAAUGUUCUCUGAAAGUCCUAAUCUCGCGAAAGGCAAUUCCUUAUCUCGCAAUCACACUAUUUGGGUGUACUCUUGCAGAGACAUCAACAGGAUGGGUCCUACAGGUUGAACAGGGUCCUGAUGUGGAACUUAAAGGCGGCGGCACUUUCAAGUUAUCUCGUACAAGUGUAGACGCAGUCGGACUAUUCAUCGGGAAACCUAUCCGCGAGUUGGUGGAUCGAGGGGAUGAAAUGACGUCGCUGCUCAGUCUAUCCGUCUGGGGCUCGCCAAAGUCUAACGGUAUGAUCGAGGUUGAAGCGCAUGCCGACAAACUCGAAACAAUCGCCCUGAAGCUCUGGCCGCUCUCAGAGUAA